Phyllotreta striolata is the source of this 1317-nucleotide messenger RNA. Lineage: Eukaryota; Metazoa; Arthropoda; Insecta; Coleoptera; Chrysomelidae. The record is from the annotation of a GenBank genome assembly.
AUGGCGGAGAAAAUCAAGAAGUUCUUCGCCAGAAAGAAGGCGGACGCCCGCUUCAAGAUGGCCGGCCCCGGCCGGAGGCUCGCCGAGUCCUCGACGGCGGUCGUGGGGCCCAGCAAAUCGAAGCCCGCCGCCCACGUGCCGGCCAAAGUCGAGCCCACCGAGGCCGCCCGACAGGCCGCCGAGGCCGCUCUGUUGAGGCUACAAGGUCAGAGGAAAGAUGUGGCGUUUAAUACAUCGUUGGCUGCUAUUCAGGCGAAGGUGCGUAGAGAACUCGAAGCGGAGAACAAGAAAGCGCCCGAAUCCGUUCAGAAACAAGAACAAGAUUGUAGAGAAACCGAGUACGAGUGUUCCUCACAUUUGGCUGUGAAUGGCGUUUACUUCAAAUGUCCCUUAAUUAGUGAUGAAAUAUUGACCAAAGAAGAAUGGAAAGGGAAAAUCAAAGAGUUUUUGUUCAGCACCUUGGCCGAGGAAAGGAUCAUGACGUCUUGUUUGAUCAUAUAUUCCUGCAAUUACAAUAGAACAAAGGUAACCGACUGCGCCAACGUCCUCAUCCGCUACCUGGACAAUCUCAUCGCCAAUCCCGACGAAACGAAAUUCCACAAAAUCCGCCGCUCGAACGCCGCCUAUCGCGACAAAGUCGCGCCCGUCCUCGGCGCCGACGAGUUCCUCUACGCCGCCGGCUUCCGGCCGGAGCGCAUCGACGACGAGGACUUCCUGGUGUGGUCCGCGGACAAUCUCGACGACGCCGGCGCUCUGUUGUUGCUCAGAGAAACGCUCAAAGCGGAGGAGCGAGUCGAAUUGGAGAUCGAGAGAAGCUUGAGGGUGUUGUCGCCGGCGCAGGCGUCGCGACGCGUCGAAUUGCCCGCCGAUUUCUUCGCCAUGUCGGCCGACGAGCUGAAGAGGGAGCGGCAACAACGGAGCGAAACGGCGGAGAAACAGUUGCAAUUGAGGACGAAGGCGAUGAGGGAGAAAGAUGAAAUAAGGGAAAUUAGAAAGUACAAGUUUUGCCUGAUUAGAAUCAGGUUUCCCGAUGGGCUCUAUCUACAGGGAACGUUUUCUGUCUACGAAAAAUAUUCAGAAGUGAUGGAGUUCGUGGGUGAAAACUUAGAGCACGAAGGUUUACCUUUCUAUUUGGCCGAUCCGACGGGUCGACGAUUGGAGGAGAUCGAUAAGGAGGCCAGUUUGAUGGAUUUGCGUUUAGUACCGGCUACUAUACUGUUGUUCCAUUGGGACGAGGCCAUCGAAGAGGAUUUGAAAGCGGCCGGUAAUGUGGCUUAUCUCAAGCCGGAGGUGAUGUUGAUGGUCGAGUCGUUGUAG